AUGGAAACAGACAGAGAUACCGGAACCUCACAAGGUAAUUAUCCUCCUUUCCCAGUCAUAAACAACCUAAUCAUGAGUGCAAAUCUGGAAAAUCAAAACAAUGAAAUGAUAAGUAACGUUGGAGUAAUAACAUACAAAGUAACAGCCAGAAGGUUUCCAGCAAUAAACUACAGUAUAAUAAAGAAUAUGCCGACAGUUCAAGGGUUCUCAAACCCAAAAGCAGUAGAGACAGAACAUAUUCAGUCAUGGUGGGCGCUAGCUUUUGGUUCAUUCAUGAACCUUCAUGAAUUCAUAUAUAAAAACCUAAUUGACAGUGCAAAAGAAAUGAAUGAUGACACUACAUUAGAAACUUCAGAAGGUGGAAUGAUCUCUAUAAAGAAACAGAAGUGCAAUACAACCUUUGGAAACAUAUCUGAGUGGUUAUUAGCAUUCAAAGCAUAUAUGGAUGCGGUAUUAAUGUUAUAUGAAAAUCAUGAACAAGAACUAAACACAUAUAGAGAUCAUAUAAAUGAGCUAUGUAUCAAAUAUGAAUUUGCAGCUGUUAUGGAAUAUGAUGAAGAUCAUAGAGUGGCUUUAGUAAUGGACCGUGAUUCCACUCUUCAAGACAGAAAUAUAGAAGCAGAAGGCAAAAAUUUUGAUAUGACAACGACAAGAAAAACAAAAGAUAAUGGCUGGCGCCACCCUAAUUAG
Molecule: messenger RNA, 690 nt
Organism: Cetraspora pellucida
Lineage: Eukaryota; Fungi; Glomeromycota; Glomeromycetes; Diversisporales; Gigasporaceae
Source: the annotation of a GenBank genome assembly